This is a messenger RNA of Myotis daubentonii (Daubenton's bat), 1968 nucleotides long. It is a transcript of the gene PAF1, whose product is annotated as PAF1 component of Paf1/RNA polymerase II complex. Gene Ontology annotation, biological process: transcription elongation by RNA polymerase II. Gene Ontology annotation, molecular function: chromatin binding; RNA polymerase II complex binding. The record is from RefSeq and is a predicted model, not a curated record. Lineage: Eukaryota; Metazoa; Chordata; Mammalia; Chiroptera; Vespertilionidae. Gene Ontology annotation, cellular component: Cdc73/Paf1 complex.
GUCCGUGCCCAUUCUCCUGGCGGCGGUUGGUGGAUCCGCAGCUGAAAGUCGGCGGCUGCGCGUUUACCUGUCUCCCCUGGAACUCCUCGCACUGGCCCACCUCAGCCCGACGCUGGCCUCACGGACCCGGGCGCCGGCCCGAGCGCUGCCUCGGAUUAGGUGUCGGUCGAGGUCGGCGCGCCCCACUUUGUCUCCCCGCGGCUCGGCCAGGUCCGGACUGCUGUCGCCUCGUCGCCAUGGCGCCCACCAUCCAGACCCAGGCACAGCGGGAAGAUGGCCACAGGCCCAAUUCCCAUCGGACUCUGCCUGAGAGAUCUGGAGUGGUCUGCCGAGUCAAGUACUGCAAUAGCCUCCCUGACAUCCCCUUCGACCCCAAGUUUAUUACCUACCCUUUCGACCAGAACAGGUUCGUUCAGUACAAAGCAACUUCCUUGGAAAAACAGCACAAACAUGACCUCCUGACUGAGCCAGACCUGGGGGUCACCAUUGACCUCAUCAACCCUGACACCUACCGCAUUGACCCCAAUGUACUCUUAGAUCCAGCUGAUGAGAAGCUUCUGGAAGAAGAGAUUCAGGCCCCCACUAGCUCCAAGAGGUCUCAGCAGCAUGCAAAGGUGGUGCCAUGGAUGCGGAAGACAGAGUAUAUCUCCACUGAGUUCAACCGUUAUGGCAUCUCCAAUGAGAAGCCUGAGGUGAAGAUUGGGGUUUCUGUAAAACAGCAGUUCACUGAGGAAGAAAUUUACAAAGAUAGGGAUAGCCAGAUAACAGCCAUUGAGAAGACUUUUGAGGAUGCCCAGAAGUCGAUCUCCCAGCAUUACAGCAAGCCCCGAGUGACACCGGUGGAGGUCAUGCCCGUCUUCCCAGACUUUAAGAUGUGGAUUAAUCCAUGUGCUCAGGUAAUCUUUGACUCAGACCCAGCCCCCAAGGACACGAGUGGUGCAGCUGCAUUGGAGAUGAUGUCUCAAGCCAUGAUCAGGGGCAUGAUGGAUGAGGAAGGGAACCAGUUUGUGGCCUACUUCCUGCCUGUGGAAGAGACAUUGAAGAAACGAAAGCGGGACCAGGAAGAGGAAAUGGACUAUGCACCGGAUGAUGUAUAUGACUACAAGAUUGCUCGGGAGUACAACUGGAAUGUGAAGAACAAAGCUAGCAAGGGUUAUGAGGAAAACUACUUCUUCAUCUUCCGAGAGGGUGAUGGAGUUUACUACAAUGAGUUGGAGACCAGGGUCCGCCUAAGUAAGCGCAGGGCCAAGGCUGGGGUUCAGUCGGGUACCAAUGCCCUGCUUGUGGUCAAACACCGGGACAUGAAUGAGAAGGAAUUAGAAGCCCAGGAGGCACGGAAGGCCCAGCUGGAGAACCAUGAACCUGAGGAAGAGGAGGAAGAAGAAAUGGAGACAGAAGAGAAAGAAGCUGGGGGCUCAGAUGAGGAGCAAGAGAAGGACAGCAGCAGUGAGAAAGAAGGCAGUGAGGAUGAGCGCUCAGGCAGUGAGAGUGAGCGGGAAGAGGGUGAUAGGGAUGAAGCAAGUGACAAGAGUGGUAGCGGCGAGGAGAGCAGUGAGGAUGAGGCCCGAGCUGCCCGGGACAAAGAGGAGAUCUUCGGCAGUGAUGCGGACUCAGAGGACGCCGACUCUGAUGACGAAGACAGAGGACGGGCCCAUGGUAGUGACAAUGAUUCAGAGAGUGGCAGCGAUGGAGGUGACCAGCGGAGCCCCAGUCCCAGCCGCAGCCCCAGUGGCAGCGCCAGUCCCUUCCCCAGUGGCAGUGAGCACUCAGCCCAGGAGGAUGGCAGUGAAGCCCCAGCUUCUGAUUCCAGCGAGGCAGACAGUGACAGUGACUGAGUCCUGUCCGGGCCGGCGCAGACAUGGUGAUUCUGUGCAGGAAGGCACUUCUCUGUGGUGUAUUUGCGAGCCUUUCACUGUUUCCCUUCUCUCCUCCAACCCUUUGCUGUUAAUAAAACCAGUUUCUCCCCUU